Molecule: messenger RNA, 1278 nt
Organism: Poeciliopsis prolifica (blackstripe livebearer)
Lineage: Eukaryota; Metazoa; Chordata; Actinopteri; Cyprinodontiformes; Poeciliidae
Exons: 4
Coding region: 14-1222 (402 amino acids)
Source: RefSeq, a predicted model, not a curated record
GUGUUUCCUUGUUAUGAUGGAAGGCGGUGUGUGGUGUAGAAAAUGGAAAACGAUAGCUGCUGUACUGCUCUUGUGUUUUUUAGCGCUUGGUCUAACAUUUUUCAGCUGGCAAGGAUUAAGUAAAGCAUUUAAAGUGUGGAGGAGUUCUGAAGUGGGAAAUGCUACGUUUAAUGGGAGAGAGUUUGAGUCGGCUCCUUCUGUGGCUGUUGGCCCAAAAAUGGGAUUAAAUGCCUCAAGCCAAGCUGACAUCAGUGAAACUGGUAUGACUAUGGGAGAUGGAUGGGGCACCUCUAACUCUUCGCUUCACUGUGGCCCUACCAAAAUGAAAUUUAAAGUGAUGGGCCUGGGUGCUGCUGAGCUACAACUGGACAUUGGCAACUCAGAAUAUGUACCGUUUAGCCAGGUGCCUGAAGCUUGUGGUAUCUUGGUGAACCAGACUAAGCUUGAACUUGUGCUACUUGUUCGUUAUGAUAGCUGUACAGUCUUACAAGAGAAUGGGACGUACAUCCUCACAGUGAGAUGGAGGGAGAGUGGCUUUAAUAUAACCUGCCCCGCUGAGGCGAACACGACAGAGCCUGCUUUUCCUUUAAAGGAUAAUUUGCCUCUCAACACUCUCAGCCUUCAUCGUAUAAGACGCAAUUUAAGAUGGCAUCCCAUGUAUUAUCCUUGUAGUCCAUAUAGUCGUUAUCCACUCUGCCUGUAUACCCCACCACCUGCAACUACGACUGCUACUGCCACAGCUAGCUCAAUUUAUAAAAAUCCCUACUUCUGGAAAAAACUCUUUGGACUUUACCCAAUGUAUUCUCGCUACUUUAAAGAGCAGAAUCAUCCCCUGCACUCUUAUUACCAUGCUUACAAACGUCCAAGAUGGCUAAUGUAUCCCCAAGCAACUCUGACUCCUCAGGUAGCUGGCCACCCCUUCUACCAAUUCUUUAUGGAUUACCCUACUCCCACAAUGCCAACAACUACAGCCAACAUGCUCAGUAGUUACUGCCCAUACGUUAGAAGGACUGGUCCUUUUGACAGGCUGUUUUUUGCGCCAAGAAUCUCAUUUGGAAACUAUGAAAUGCCGGAGGACCAGCAAAAUGUGCCUCCUCAGAUCAACUCUGGAUACCAAAGUCCAGCAAAUCCUGACUCUUUCUGGGAGUCAUUCCCUUUGCUUUAUCACACUGCAAGCCAAGAUGAUCCAUACCUUGACUGGGAGGACCUAACUUCUAGAUAAAUGCCAAUGCUCUCCUGGAACAGAAGUUGGCUUGUUCUCCUUUUUAGGUGCCUGGG